Molecule: messenger RNA, 2336 nt
Organism: Anolis carolinensis (green anole)
Lineage: Eukaryota; Metazoa; Chordata; Lepidosauria; Squamata; Anolidae
Product: KN motif and ankyrin repeat domain-containing protein 2-like
Exons: 9
Coding region: 452-2161 (569 amino acids)
Biological process (GO): negative regulation of actin filament polymerization
Cellular component (GO): cytoplasm; cytoskeleton
Molecular function (GO): protein binding
Source: RefSeq, a predicted model, not a curated record
UAUAUGUAUAUAUAUACAUACAUACACCCCUCUGGCCUAUUUUUCCAACCGACCGCCCAACCUCUGAGGGUGCCUGCCACAGAUGGGGGCGAAACGUCAGGAGAGAGUGCUGCCGGGGACGUGUCCAGACAACUCCCAGCGACCCGGCGAAUCCGGCCGUGAAAUCCUUCGGAUGGGGAUGCGUUUCCUUUUUGGCUUCUCCGCCGGAAGAGCAAACAAUGGGCUCCCUUGGACACCGGAUGGGACGCGCUUCCUCUCCCAAAAAAAGAAAAUAAAAUUCCUUUGGAUCCCAUUCUGUCCCGUCAUUGCUCACGUCCCGUCCCGAGCGCGUCUACACGGUGGAUCUGAUGCGGUUUCGUCCCUCCGAGGCGUAGUCUCGCAAGGAGCAAGGCCCAGGUUCAUUCCCGUCCUACCUUCCUCUUGGUGACUGGAAGGAUUUCAUCUGAGAAAAAUGGCCCAGACGUCCCCUUUGGAUUCACACCUUGCAGGUGGCCGGGAGACUCACUACUCGGUGGAGACGCCCUACGGCUUCCUCCUGGACCUGGACUUUGUGAAGUACGUGGAGGAGAUCGAGAGUGGGGUGACCCUCCGGAAGGCCAAAGGGGUCAGGGGGGUCAGGGGUCACGGCCGGACCGGCGGGUGGGCGUCGGCAGAGUCCAUUUGGGGUGACGCACCGGAGGACGCGCCGGUCAGUGUCCGGACUCUGGAGAGUGACGGACACGAGGUGGACAAUGGCCGGAGUCCAAGCUCGAACCCAGCGGUCACUCGUCCCGAGACCCACGAGGCGGAGUCCUGGGUCACGGAGGUCAUGCUGGGCCUCUCGUCCGAAGCCGAGGAAGAGCGGCGGCUCCUCCAGGACACCGUCCAGCACCAGAAGGCGGUCAUCGCCCUCCUCGAGAAUCACCUCCGAGACGCGGCCGACGAGCUGGAGGAGCUGCGGGUGGCCGUCGCCGGGUGGGGGGGCCGGGCGGGGGUCGGGGCCGGCGUCCAAGUGGACCUCAGGCCGGACACAGCUGACCAAGGUGUCCAGCACUGCCCGGAGGUGGCCUCCGUCGGAGUGGGGGGCACCGGCCGCAUGGAGGACGACCCCGAGGGCGGGGGGGCACAGAGGGCGGCCACACCCGAAGAGGAGGAGGAGGAAGAGGAGGAGGUCUCGGGGGUCAUCUGGGCAGAGGAAGGGCCCGAGCCCAACACAGGAACAGCCCCGAAGUCCAUCAUGAAGAGGCACGGACUCCCGGCCACGGCCGAGCGGAAGACCCUCCAGUUCGUGGGGUUCCUGAACGGCGAGUACGAGAGCACGUCCUCCAGUGAGGAAGAGGAAGAAGAGGAGGAAGAGGCGGCCACCCGCCAAAGCACACUGGAGACAGCGUGGUUCGGGGCCUCCAGCCGGAAGGACUCCUCGGCGGAGGAAGUGUCCGUCCUCCUGGGGUCACUCUCGCCGGACACCCGGAGACGGCUCCUCGGACUCUCCGACGCGGACGGCAACACGGCCCUUCACUACAGCCUCUCCUACGGGAACUUCGGCAUCGCCCAGCUCUUGCUGGACACAGGGUUCUGUCAUGUCGACCGUCCGAACAAGGCCGGCUACACGGCGCUGAUGCUGGCGGCCCUGGCGCCCAUCCGGCGGGAGGAAGAGAUGGACGUUGUCCGGAGGGUCUUCCGCCUCGGAAACGUCAACGCCAGGGCCGGACAGGCGGGUCCGACGGCCCUGAUGCUGGCGGUCAGCCACGGGAGGCAGGACAUGGCCGAAGCCCUCGUGGCCGCAGGAGCUGACCCCGACCCGCCCGACGAGGAGGAUGACACCUGUCAAUCACACGGCCAGACUCUCACUGACCACUCUCUGGACAGUCAAGACCCGCCGGACAAGGACAACAUCACAAAGAUGACCACAUGCCAAUCACAAGGCCAGACUCCCACUGACCACUCUCUGGAUGGUCAAGUCGCCAUCCAAGACCCGCCGGACAAGGACAACGUCCCAGAGAUGACCACCUGCCAAUCACACAGCCAGACUCCCGCUGACCUCUCUCUGGACGGUCAAGUUGCCACCCAGGUCUCGCCGGACAAGGACAACGUCCCAAUUAUUAUUAUAAUCGACGCUCCGGACGACCAGACCACUCCCCAGGACCACGACAAGAAGGGGAAGCCGCCUUGCAGCGAGUGAGGAGACGUUAUAUUUUAAUACACGGUUAAAUAGAUAGAUUUAUUUCUUGGUUGUUGGUAUUGGUCUAUCCAUGGAAUAAAGAGCAAUACAAUAAUAAUAAGAAGAAGAAGAAGAAGAAAUCCAGCAUAUCUAUCUUGUUUGCUGUGUCAUAAUAAAAUAAUAAUAAUAUCUAAUA